AGCGCGGAUGCUUCACAAUGGCGGCGAAACCAAAGCGCUGUAAAGUUUUGAUGUUGAGUUUGAUCUGUGCGGCGCUGCUCUCGGUCAGCGCACUGACCACAGCCUCGGACUUAACAUGGGACGAAAGCGGAUACGUGCUGUACUGUCCGUGCAUGGGUCGCUUUGGAAACCAGGUGGACCACUUUCUCGGCUCGCUGGCCUUUGCCAAAGCGCUGAACCGGACACUGGCGGUGCCCCCCUGGAUUAUUUACCGGCAUCACGCGCCCCCGUACACGAAUGUGCACAUCCCCUACAGUGAGUAUUUCAAGCUUGAGCCGCUUAAGCAGUACCACCGUGUGGUGAGCCUGGAGGAUUUCAUGGCCCAUCUGGCCCCUGCACACUGGCCCCUGGGCCAGAGGACCGCCUACUGCUUUGAGUCUGCUGUUCAAAGGAGUACGGACAAGAAGAGCUGCCCAAUGAAGGAUGGAAAUCCAUUUGGUCCAUUCUGGGACCACGUUGGAGUGGAUUUUGACCAUUCCGUUCCGUUUGGUGGCCUGUCUUUCAGCUCUUACUACAUACCACACUGGAUAAAAAGGUUUCCCCCAGCGGAGCACCCUGUGCUGGCAAUGCCUGGAGCCCCAGCACAGUUCCCUGUGCUGGAGGAGCAUAUUAGCCUGCAGCGCUAUGUGGUAUGGGCUGACAUGAUUGUGGAGGAUGGAGAAAAACACAUCAGCACUCUGCUCCCUAGACCUUACGUUGGCAUCCACCUCCGGAUCGGAUCAGACUGGCAAAACGCCUGUAAGUUGCUGCAGUCGGGCGAUGCCGGCCCUCACUUCAUGGCCUCACCGCAGUGUGUGGGUUACGACCGGCAGACGGCGCUGCCUCUCACCUUCACCAUGUGUCUGCCUGACCUGGCAGAGAUCCUGCGUGCCGUCAAGCUCUGGGUUAAAAAGACAAAGGCUCAGUCUGUUUACAUCGCCACCGACUCUGAGUCCCACAGUACUGACAUUGAGAAAGCCUUCAAAGGAAAGGUCAAGGUGGUCAGUCUUCGCCCGGACGUGGCUCAGCUUGACCUGUACAUCCUUGGCCAGGCUGACCACUUCAUAGGGAACUGUGUCUCAUCCUUUUCAGCCUUUGUGAAGAGGGAAAGAGACAUGCAUGGCAGGCCCUCGUCCUUCUUUGGGAUGGACUAUCCCGGCAAAAAGAAAAAAGAUGAGCUUUAGACGGAGCCUUGAACUGAUUUUUGUUUUUGGCUGUGAAAACUGAAGUGUGUGGAAAUCUCAGGUGAUUGUUUUGUGUUUACAGAAGAGAAAGUUGCUGCAGUUUUUUAAGGAAGUUGAUUUAGUGUUUAAUCAGCGUAGAAAGCACAAGAAGUUUGGGAUAACAGGAUGAAUUGUUCGACAAAACGGUUCUGAAACAGAUUUCCACUCCAGAUUUCCUCUCUCUCACUCUCACUCUCUCUCUCAUUUCUUCUCCUCUAACAGAAAGAAUACAAAAUAUGAAAUAAGCAAGAGAUCAGUGGUGGGCAAAGUGGGCAAUUCCAAUAUGGCAGUAAAGAGAAGCUAAACCUACGUUAUCUGAGUUGCCAGUUUAUUACACACACCUAGGCUUUUUCCGCACAGCAGGUAAAAGUGGCCCAAAUCCGAUCUUUUUCUUCAUAUGUGACACAAAUGUGUGUCUGUGUGUCAGUGUGAACAGCAAAAAACGUAUUGAAUCUGACAUUUUCAAUUCCGAUUUGAGACGCUUUCAUAUGUGGUACUGAAAUCUGAUCCGUAUCCGAUAUGCGACUUUUACGUCAAUCCAACUCCACAUUAGUCAUAAUUUUGCGCUGCUGAGACUCCAUAAACAUUUAGGCUGAUGUUGCUGUAUCAAAAAGUUAGAAGGCACUUAUCACAACUGCUUUGCGUUCAAAGAGAUUUCGAUGGAAAUGGUUGCAGCAUCAAAUAACAGUUAAAAGUCUGAAAGUAAAGUUUAAAGAAUCCGAGGAAGUGAACCAAAGAAGCGACCGCGCCCUUUUUACGGCUCGAACACAUUCUGGGUGAU
Messenger RNA from Colossoma macropomum (tambaqui), 2022 nucleotides. It is a transcript of the gene pofut1, whose product is annotated as protein O-fucosyltransferase 1. Gene Ontology annotation, molecular function: peptide-O-fucosyltransferase activity. The record is from RefSeq and is a predicted model, not a curated record. Gene Ontology annotation, biological process: protein O-linked glycosylation via fucose; Notch signaling pathway; regulation of Notch signaling pathway. Gene Ontology annotation, cellular component: endoplasmic reticulum. The transcript has 7 exons. NCBI's taxonomy places the organism in Eukaryota, Metazoa, Chordata, Actinopteri, Characiformes, Serrasalmidae. The coding region runs from base 18 to 1202 and encodes 394 amino acids.